AUGGAGGCAUACAAGCUUCUCUACCACGACAAGGCGACAACCCAUGAGAGAAGACUGCUAGAUGAAGGUUUUCCCAAACUGUCGCGUUCCUUCAAGUCACCGCCUGCCGAGCGUCAGCUUGGAGGACGCGGCGGCGGCGGCGACGGCGGCGGCGACCGCCGGGAGCAGCACCGACGAUGCGGGCGCGGCGCGGAGGCUCCGGGAUCCCCUCUCGCCUCGCCGCGCUCCCCCCUCGCCUCGCCCUGCUCGCCCAGCAAGAUCCCGCGCUGCUGCGCCGCCACGCGCAAGCGCCUCGACUCGCUGCGCCGUGGGAGGCCGCCGUUCCCGUGGUUUGGCCUGGACAUUGGUGGCACGCUUGUCAAGCUGGUGUACUUUGAGCCGAAGGACAUCACGGCCGAGGAGGAAGAGGAGGAGGUGGAGAGCCUGAAGAGUAUCCGGCACUACCUGACAUCGCACGUUGCCUACGGCCAGACGGGCGUACGCGACGUGCAUCUGGAGUUGCAUGGCCUUACCAUGUGCGGCCGGACGGGUAGCCUGCACUUCAUCCGUUUCCCAACGGUUGACAUGCCGGCCUUCCUGGCCAUGGGUCGGGACAAGCACUUCUCCAGCCUGCACACCGCACUCUGCGCCACGGGGGGCGCCUACAAGUUUGAGCUUGACUUCCGCACGAUGGCCGAGCUGCAGCUGCGCAAGCUGGACGAGCUCGACUGCCUCAUCCAGGGCGUGCACUACAUCGACUCGGUGGGCUUCAAUGGCGUAGCCGAGUGCUACUACUUCUCAAACCCCACGGAGCGCGAGCGCUGCCAAAAGACCCCCUUUGUGCUGGGGGACCUGUACCCCCUGCUGCUCGUGAACAUCGGCUCGGGCGUCAGCAUCCUGGCCGUGCAUUCGCCCAACAAUUACAAGCGCGUCACCGGCACGAGCCUGGGAGGCGGCACGUUCCUGGGGCUCAGCUGCCUGCUGACGGGGUGCAAAACGUUUGAGGAGGCACUGUCCCUUGCCGAGAGAGGGGACAGCACCAACGUGGACAAGCUCGUGCGAGACAUCUAUGGAGGCGACUACGGUCGCUUUGGCCUUCCCGGCUCUACUGUAGCUUCCAGCUUCGGGAACAUGAUGUGCAAGGAGAGGAGGGAGGCGGUGAGCCGGGAGGACCUGGCCAGGGCCACUCUCGUCACCAUCACCAACAACAUCGGCUCCAUCGCACGCAUGUGCGCCCUCAACGAGAAAAUCGAUCGGGUGGUGUUUGUCGGAAACUUCCUGCGAGUGAACACGCUGUCCAUGAAGCUCCUGGCCUAUGCCAUGGACUACUGGUCCAAGGGCCAGCUCAAAGCACUGUUCCUGGAGCAUGAG
This is a messenger RNA of Callorhinchus milii (elephant shark), 1350 nucleotides long. Its product is annotated as pantothenate kinase 3-like. NCBI's taxonomy places the organism in Eukaryota, Metazoa, Chordata, Chondrichthyes, Chimaeriformes, Callorhinchidae. Gene Ontology annotation, biological process: coenzyme A biosynthetic process. The record is from RefSeq and is a predicted model, not a curated record. Gene Ontology annotation, molecular function: pantothenate kinase activity; ATP binding. Gene Ontology annotation, cellular component: cytosol; nucleus.